This is a messenger RNA of Fraxinus pennsylvanica, 2469 nucleotides long. The record is from the annotation of a GenBank genome assembly. Lineage: Eukaryota; Viridiplantae; Streptophyta; Magnoliopsida; Lamiales; Oleaceae.
AUGGCUUUGAAAUUGAAUGCAGUCAACUUGCAAUCCCAAAAAUUCCCUUCAUUUGCUCUCCCACCUAUGGCCAGCCACAGAUCUCCCAAAUUUUUCAUGGCUUCUACUCUUCGCUCUGGCUCCAAGGAGGUUGAGACUCUCAAGAAGCCUUUUAGUCCACGUGAAGUUCACGUUCAAGUAACACAUUCUAUGCCACCUCAAAAGAUUGAGAUCUUUAAAGCGACGGAGGACUGGGCCAAAGAAAACAUAUUAGUUCACCUGAAGCCAGUCGAAAAAUGCUGGCAACCGCAGGAUUUCCUGCCAGAUCCUGCUUCUGAUGAAUUUCAUGAUCAUGUCAAGGAACUACGGGAGAGAGCCAAGGAACUUCCUGACGAUUAUUUUGUCGUUCUAGUUGGUGAUAUGAUCACAGAAGAAGCCCUUCCAACGUACCAGACAAUGCUUAAUACAUUGGAUGGGGUGCGAGAUGAAACGGGGGCUAGUCUUACUCCCUGGGCAAUUUGGACUAGAGCUUGGACUGCUGAAGAGAACAGGCAUGGAGACCUUCUAAACAAAUAUCUCUAUCUAUCGGGACGAGUAGACAUGAGACAAAUUGAGAAGACAAUCCAGUACUUGAUAGGGUCGGGAAUGGAUCCUCGGACAGAAAACAAUCCUUACCUUGGAUUUAUCUAUACAUCAUUCCAAGAAAGGGCAACUUUCAUUUCUCAUGGUAACACAGCAAGACACGCGAAGGACCAUGGUGACGUGAAGCUGGCUCAAAUCUGUGGUACAAUUGCUGCGGACGAGAGGCGUCAUGAAAUUGCAUACACCAAAAUAGUUGAAAAGCUGUUUGAGAUCGACCCUGAUGGAACAGUGCUGGCUUUUGCUGACAUGAUGAGGAAGAAAAUCUCAAUGCCAGCCCACUUGAUGUAUGAUGGACGUGAUGAUAAUCUUUUUGAUCACUUUUCAGCCGUUGCUCAGCGGCUUGGCGUCUACACGGCUAGAGACUAUGCCGACAUUCUAGAGCAUUUGGUCGAAAGAUGGAACGUGACAAAGCUAACCGGACUAUCUUCAGAAGGGCAAAAGGCUCAGGAUUACGUCUGUGGAUUGCCUCCAAGAAUCAGACGGUUAGAGGAGAGGGCUCAAGGGCGGGCCAAGCAAGGACCAAGAAUUCCAUUUAGCUGGAUAUACGAUCGAGAGCUCUUCAUAAAUAGAGGCACCUGUAGCUACGACGUUUUAGUGAAUGGUCUAUGGAGGUUGGUUCACGGAUUGGCUAGUUCAUGGUAUACCCGUGGAUUGGCUAGUUCCUAUUUGGAAGAUACUUUCGUCGAUUUUUCCGUCGGCGGCGGCGUUUUCUUGCCCCCUGAACCUAACCUGAAUUCGGAUCCGAUUACAACCCAGAAUUCAAAAAAUCCCAAGGAUUCAUCAUGUUUGCCUCCUUUACAGACUAUAUUUCCACAACCCACUCGCCUCAUUGCCAUUGGGGACCUCCAUGGAGACCUUUCUAAGGCCAAACAGGCGUUAAGGCUUUCGGGUCUCAUUGACCCGAAUGAUCGGUGGUCGGGUGGGUCGAGUACUGUUGUACAGGUGGGAGAUAUUCUGGACCGGGGUGGGGAUGAGAUUAAGUUGUUGUAUUUUUUUGAGAAACUGAAGAGGGAGGCUGCGAAAGUUGGUGGGAGGGUUAUUACGAUGAAUGGGAAUCAUGAGAUUAUGAAUGUCGAUGGGGAUUUUCGUUUUGUGACGCCUCAUGGACUAAAGGAGUUUGAGAAUUGGGCUAUGUGGCAACAUGUUGGGAAUUUCAUGAAGAAAAUGUGUGGUGGAUUGGAUGAGAAUGUUGUAUUUGAUGAUCCAUUUGAUGGGAUGCCUAUGGAAUUUCGAGGAAUUAAGCCAGAGUUGUUGAAUGGUGUUAGAGCACGAAUGGCUGCGCUGCGACCAAAUGGAUUGAUUGCAAAAAGGUUUUUGUCAAAGAACCAGACAGUUGUUGUUGUUGGGGAUUCUGUAUUUGUCCAUGGAGGGUUAUUGCCGGAGCAUGUGGUUUACGGACUGGAGCGCGUAAAUUUGGAGGUGAGGGAUUGGAUUCUUGGGUUGAAGUUGAAGGUGGCUAAUCAGUUGGUGAGAAGGAGUAACUCUAUUGUUUGGUUGAGAAGCUUUUCGAAUGAGUUGGCUAAGGAUUGUGAUUGUUCGACUCUUGAGCAUGCGCUUGAGACCAUUCCCGGAGUGAAGAGGAUGAUCAUGGGGCAUACGAUUCAGAAACAUGGAAUCAAUGGAGUUUGCAGUAACCGAGCCAUUAGAAUCGAUGUGGGAAUGUCGAGGGGGUGUAAGAAUGGAUUACCGGAGGUUUUGGAGAUCAAUGAUAAAUCUGAGGUCAAGAUUUUAACAUCAAAUCCUCUGUAUUGGAAAGGAUAUGACGCUUCUUUACGUGCUAAUAAAAAAGAUGGGUUUGGUUCAUUGAUCCCUGAACAACGAGCAAACCAAGUAGAAGUGCGUGCUUAA